Molecule: messenger RNA, 1578 nt
Organism: Moneuplotes crassus
Lineage: Eukaryota; Ciliophora; Spirotrichea; Euplotida; Euplotidae
Source: the annotation of a GenBank genome assembly
AUGGUAUCGACACAUCGUAAUGUCAUAAAACGAUGCUUCUCUGGGGUUAAUAAUCAUGUUACGAUAUUGGCAAACUCUAACUCUGCAGAUGCCAGAGGGGCGAGGUUCAUGCAGUCGCUUAAGAAAGUCUCUGGAGGUGAGAGUUUUGACUAUUUUGGCCUCGGAGGUCAUAGGAUGAGAUAUGAAGGACUUGCUAAUAGUGAAAUUGAUAUUGGAAAUUUUAAUGAUAAGACUUUUUAUACUUGGAGGAAAACCAAGCAGUUAACCGAAAAUCAUAGCGCUAUGAGAUGGAGUAGCUGGAACUGGAUUAACGCUCAUUAUCGUAGAAAUGCUAACUCAGUUCUCAGUCUCUUAGAAGAGAAUGAUUUUGUAAGAAAUAUUUACAAACAUAAGCCAUCUGUGGUUAUCUCCUUCGAUAAUGAAUACUUCACUCUUGAGUUGAUGCAAAGGCUGAACAAGUACUACACUAAUAGUCCUGAAAUGCCAAAGAAGCAUUAUGUUAACAGAUUUGUUAGAGAUUUCAGGCAUUAUCAUGAAAAAUAUAUUGAUUACAUGCACUAUACCAUUCCUAAAAGAACAGCUACUCCAGGUGGAUAUUUCUUCCCAGGACAAUAUGUUGGACAGCAAGGUGUCUACGAUGCUGUAAAGCACUUAUUGACCUCAGACCCUGAACUCAGGCAUUUGGUUCAAGAAAACUCUGUCCAGCUUAAUGAAAAAUGGUUUGCAGGAGACUUAGAAAAAGCUAUCCAAAAACUCAAAGCCAAGUUCAGACAGACGCAUCAGAUCGAUGAUGAUGCCACAGUGAUCUUCUUUGCUCCUGGCAAUGAACACAACGAGUCUACUUUCUCUUUCGAGUCAGUCAGAAACGGAGUCCAAGAAUUCUUGCUCAAGUACUCUGCUCCCACAAGUUUGUCUCCAGUGGCAAAGCCUCUCCACAAGUUCCACACAGUCAUUUCUGUCGAGCAAGGGUCUGCUGCUGAAGCCCAUGUCAGAGAACUGCUCGACCAGAGAGGAUGGAAGGGAGCCUACACUCUUGUCACCAACGCAAACAACGAACACUUGGAUGCCAUGGCAGCCAGUGACCUCGGCAUUGUGUAUGACGGCCAGAUGGUCGGAGCUGCUGCUGUGAACCACUUGCCGACAAUGAUUCUGCUCGACAUGAGAAUGCACCACCAAUGGUACCACGACCUGUUCAACAGAUGGUGGAACGAAAUGGUCACAAUUGCUGACAAAGACAUUUACCCAGAGAUCAUCGGGGGUCAAGCCUGGUUCGGUAAAAUCUGAGACACUCUUGGAGAAUGGUACGUUGAGCCAAGCAUCAAGUAUGACAUGGUCAGAGACUGGGAGGGAUUCAUCAAAGAUUCAAUGCACAGACUCAACAGUUUCGAAGUUGACAAGCUGAAGGGAGACAAUGAAAUCAUUGUGCAUGAUGGAAAGGAGUAUGGCACAUAUGCAGACGGAUACCAUUUGAUGGCAAAGAAAGUAUGGAAAGACAUUCAACAAUUUGAUACAAGAGAUGGAUAUGUUGAGCAGACUUCUGCAAGAAUGCUUCACAAACAUGUUGCCGACUUCAACUAG